Nematostella vectensis (starlet sea anemone) is the source of this 2537-nucleotide messenger RNA. RefSeq names its product solute carrier family 15 member 4. The transcript has 4 exons. NCBI's taxonomy places the organism in Eukaryota, Metazoa, Cnidaria, Anthozoa, Actiniaria, Edwardsiidae. Bases 1 to 1728 code for a protein of 575 amino acids. Gene Ontology annotation, cellular component: membrane. The record is from RefSeq and is a predicted model, not a curated record. Gene Ontology annotation, molecular function: transmembrane transporter activity. Gene Ontology annotation, biological process: oligopeptide transport; transmembrane transport.
AUGGCUUCUAGAUCAAGUUCUAAAGAAGCAAGAGAAAAAGAUAGUGACAGCCUUUCGCCGUUGAUAACAGGCGGAAGUAGUUCGACUCUUCAGGGAAGCCAAGCAAGCAACGGCAAAUCUUCGUCACUUGGCGUGACAUUAUGUAUUCUCCUAACGGAGCUUUGCGAGCGGUUGACCUUCUAUGGAAUAACAGCAAACCUAGUGCCAUUCUGUGAAGAUAGCUUAGGCUUUAAGAGGCCUAUGCCUUCAACUGUCAACCUUUUGUUUCAAGGGACUUGCUACUUUAUUCCUGUGUUCGGGGGAUGGCUAGCUGACACCUUCAUGGGCCGCUACAAUGUUAUCUAUGCCAGCUGUCUUGUAUACUUCUUUGGCACAGUGUUAUUUGCUGCCGGUGCCUGCACCACUGGGGACAUAUUGAACAUAUUUGGCAAGCAGACAAAGUACCUUAGCUCCUCACUGAGGAAAGCCAGUAGCAUUGUAGCCUUAGUUGUCAUUGCUUUUGGCACAGGAGGGAUUAAAGCAAAUGUUUCACCUUUCGGUGCUGAUCAGGUGCAAGGAAAAGGUCCUCGUGCAGUCCAGAAGUUUUUCAACUGGUUCUACUGGUUUAUAAACAUUGGCUCCUUUCUUUCUUUCACGCUAAUUGUCUGGGUCCAGCAAAAAUACACAUUCUUUUAUGGAUAUGCCGUCACAGCUAUAUCAAUGAUGAUUGGAACUGUAGUAUUUAUGACUGGUCGCAAUUGGUACGUCGUUAGGCCCCCUGGUGGAAGUGUGUUGACAGAUACUUACAGAGUUGUGAAAUUAGCCAUCAAGAGACACUGGUCUUCAGAUAAGAACUUGCAAAGUGAGGGAAUCCAUUGGUUAGACAGAGCUAAGGAAUCAUAUGGUGGGGCCUUCUCUUAUCACCGCGUUGAAAAUGUCAAGUCCCUGAUUCGUCUGUUACCUGUGUUUGCAAUGUUCAUCAUUUACUGGACAUUAUAUUCACAGAUGCAGACAUCAUACCUAAUUCAAGCUGAGUACAUGAUGCUUGACUAUGGUAUCCAACUCCCUGCUGCAUCACUUUCCAUCUUUGACAUAGUCUGUGUCCUUCUUCUUAUUCCACUGAUGGAUAAAGUAGUCUACCCUCUGCUGCGCUACUGUGGAGUCCGUUUCACCCCCCUGCGGAGGGUUGGGGUCGGAAUGCUGUUUGCUGCAGCAUCUGUAGCUGUAGCAGGACUUGUUGAGAUUGAGAGGAAGAGAAUGUUCAGAGAUGGCCAAUGGCACACCUCAACAAUGUUCAACAAAACCCACAAUGUGUCUGACAUGAGUAUAUUUUACCAAGUGCCCCAGUUCAUGCUGAUUGGCACCAGUGAGGUCUUUACUAGUAUUACAGGUUUAGAGUUUGCUUACUCCCAAGCUCCGAGGUGCCUCCAGGGGUUGGUAAUGGGGAUUUUCCUGGUAACAUCUGGAUUGGGGAACUACCUGGCCAGUGCUUUGACCAACAUUGUCACAUCAGUCGACAAGUCAUGGUACCCAACAGACCCAAACACGGGUCACUUGGAAAACUACUUUUUUCUGCUUGCCAUAUUGAUGGUGGCAAAUUUUAUAAUUUACAUACUUGUGGCCAUGCGUUAUAAAUAUGUUGCGCCACAAACUGAGAAGGGUGAUGUCAGGACACAAGAAAAGGCACCACCAGAGGGGAUAUCAGAUGAGUCUGUGAUAUCACAAUCUGUUGAGGUCAAAACUGCUUAAAUGUAUUUCACUUCUAAUAGCUAAGUGUGGUGUGAAAAAGUACUUCCACCAAUUCAUUUUGGACUUACUCAAUCAUUUAUGCUACGUAUGUAAAGAAACAGAACAAACAUGACUUUUGAUAAAGAAUUUGUUUUAACACAAUAUUUGUUGAUAACACUUUCCCCCGUAGCGGUACAGCAAGCAGUAUAGCCUUGGUUUCCAGCCGACGCGUGAGCCCGAGUUCUUUGCUGAUCGCGGGCUCAUACGAACAAGCUAGAAAUCAGGCCUACCAAUAUACAAUACUCCAUGCAAAUUGAUUAAAUAACCUAGCUAUUUGUUUUUGCAGCAAAACUCAUUUUUUUGUUAGGAAAACCAUGUGCGCUAUUAUUUCAAUUCCUGUUCCCAAUAUCAAAUAGAGACUUUGUGUAGUGAAUUGGCCUCAGAAUUAUUCCAUAUAAAUUCCAACAAAAAUACCAAGCAAAAAUCUUGUACCAGGAAAUUUAAAGUAUACAGCAUUAGUUUUGGUGUCUUUUAAAUUGUAAAUAACAUAUCAGAGUAAUUGUGUUUCUAUUGAUGAAAUAGAAUUAUUCGAGGCUGUUCAAAUUUGUUUUGAAUUUCCAAAAUGCAGUUUUUUUUCCGGAUUCACUGUCCAUGUCACCUUGACCUCUAUAGGCAUACAGUAGUGUACCUAUAUAAUUUGUCAACAUUUAUUGAAAAUUUAUUCUAAACAUUGCAAACAGUAUUGACUAUGUAAAAUCAUUGAAAUUAUCUUGGUACAGUAUUUUGUCUGAAUGCUCAUCAAAGUUGUAAUAAAUUCUCUCUUAGCUUUG